GGAAGAGAAGCGCGUCUGCCUAGGGCCCGCCAUCUUGUGCGGCAGCGAGCAGGGCGCGGGGGGCCCCGGUAGCAUCCGCGCAGGAUCCCGCCGACGGGGGCCCAUCAUGCCCGGACACCUGCAGGAGGGCUUCGGGUGCGUCGUCACCAACCGCUUCGACCAGCUCUUCGAUGACGAGUCCGACCCUUUCGAGGUGCUGCGCGCGGCGGAGAGCCGGAGGAAGGAGAGCGGCGGCGGCGGCGGCGGGAGCCAAGCGGGCGGUGGGGCCCGCGGCCCGGCGGGCGCGCAGAGCGGCUCCUCCGGCGGGGCCGGUGGCGCGGGCCAGGCGGGCGGCGGCGCGGGUAGCGCGGCUAAGCAGCUGCGCAGGGAGUCGCAGAAGGAGCGCAAGAACCCGCUGCCGCCCUUCGCCGGCGGGGACCGCCGGGAGGACGGCGGGGGCCAGCCCGGAGCGCCGCUGCGGAAGGAGGGGAUAAGGAGGAUUGGCAGGAGGCCUGAGCAGCAGCAGCAGCAGCAGCAGGGGGAUGGCAAACCCAUCGACCGGAGACCUGAACGACGACCUCCCCGGGAACGCCGCUUCGAGAAACCUGCCGAGGAGAAGGGAGAAGGGGGAGAGUUCUCUGUCGAUAAGCCCAUCAUUGACCGACCCAUGCGUGGACGUGGUGGACUGGGCCGGGGCCGUGGCCGCGGCCGUGGGAUGGGCCGAGGAGAUGGGUUUGACUCCCGUGGCAAACGGGAAUUUGACAGACACAGUGGCAGCGAUAGAUCUUCUGUUUCACAUUCACAUUUCAGCGGCCUAAAGCACGAGGACAAGCGCGGUGGCAGCGGCUCACACAACUGGGGAACCGUCAAAGACGAGCUCACUGAAUUGGAUCAGUCAGCUGUAACUGAGGAGACGCCGGAGGGAGAGGAGCAUCCGCCUGCUGAUUCUGAAAAUAAAGAGAAUGAGGUUGAAGAAGUUAAGGAAGAAGGCCCCAAGGAAAUGACCCUGGACGAGUGGAAAGCCAUUCAGAGCAAGGAUCGUGCAAAAGUUGAGUUCAACAUCCGUAAACCAAACGAGGGGGCUGAUGGACAGUGGAAAAAAGGAUUUGUUCUUCACAAGUCAAAGAGCGAGGAGACAAAGGCGAUGACAGAAAUGCAGGGGAGUCUGCUGGAUUCAAAUGAGGCUCACGCUGAGGACUCUGUAAUGGAUCAUCACUUCCGCAAGCCCGCGAAUGACAUCACAUCGCAGCUGGAGAUCAACUUUGGAGACCUGGGCCGCCCCGGCCGCGGUGGCAGAGGGGGCCGGGGGGGCCGAGGGCGCGGAGGCAGGGCCAGCCGUGGAGGCAGGACUGACAAGUUGGUUAAGGAGUUUGACGUGAUCCACACGCCCAACCAGUCAAGUGCUUCUGCUCCUGAUGUAGAUGACCCAGAGGCUUUCCCAGCUCUGUCCUAAACUGGAUGUCAUAAGCCAACCCUGCCCUGGUCGGGCUCUCCUCUCCGAGGCUUGCAUGCUUAAGGAUCCUAAAACAACUAAGAAACUUAAAAAAAAACAAAACAAAAAAAAAAAAAAAAAAAAGAGACUGUCAUUCAUACCAUUCACACCUAAAGACUGAAUUUUAUCUGUUUUGAAAAUGAACUUCUCUCGCUACACAGAAGCAACAAUAUGGUAGUCAGUUUUGUAUUUAGAAAUGUAAUGGUAGCAGGGAUGUUUUCAUAAUUUUUUCAGAGAUUAUGCAUUCUUCAUGGAUACUUUUUUGUAUUGCUGCUUGAAAAUAUGCGUUUCCAAACUUGAAAUAUAGGUGUGAACAGUGUGUACCAGUUAAAA
Pseudopipra pipra is the source of this 1804-nucleotide messenger RNA. It is a transcript of the gene SERBP1, whose product is annotated as SERPINE1 mRNA binding protein 1. The record is from RefSeq and is a predicted model, not a curated record. Gene Ontology annotation, cellular component: cytoplasm; nucleus. The coding region runs from base 107 to 1432 and encodes 441 amino acids. Gene Ontology annotation, molecular function: mRNA 3'-UTR binding. NCBI's taxonomy places the organism in Eukaryota, Metazoa, Chordata, Aves, Passeriformes, Pipridae. The transcript has 10 exons.